This is a messenger RNA of Cimex lectularius (bed bug), 2488 nucleotides long. Its product is annotated as zinc finger protein 568-like. Gene Ontology annotation, molecular function: DNA-binding transcription factor activity; RNA polymerase II cis-regulatory region sequence-specific DNA binding. NCBI's taxonomy places the organism in Eukaryota, Metazoa, Arthropoda, Insecta, Hemiptera, Cimicidae. Gene Ontology annotation, biological process: regulation of transcription by RNA polymerase II. The transcript has 4 exons. The coding region runs from base 568 to 1788 and encodes 406 amino acids. The record is from RefSeq and is a predicted model, not a curated record.
UGCGGUCGCGUCGUCGUCUGUUUUCGUUAAACGUUUUUUAAGGGAACGCUUUUGAAGUGGAAGUGGAAGUGGAACGCCAUUCUUGUAAUAUUAGUCUAGGUCAGUAGAUAAACAACGGCGGCUAUGAAUUGUGUUAUCUGAGAGGGAGCGUUUACCGUUUUCUAGUCCCUUGUACAAAGUCGUCGAGUCCGUUUUUCCGCCGUCCGCCCCGUCUCGCUCCGCCCCGGCGAGUCAAUUAAAAAAAUUAGUUCACCGUUAAAAGUAGGUUAUUCGGGUCGAGUAUGUGUCGGGUGUCGCGAGCCGUGUUGCCCUCAUUUUCGGAUAUUGCAACAAAAACGAUGGCCAGGAGUGAGAAACUGGGACACACCACGGUUUUUUGAAUAUUACGCUUAAUCCAAUUAUUCUGAUCCACCGUCCGCCCCCAAAGCCGGGUGAAACACCCGAGGGAGUUAUGUAAGUUAUCGAUUUUGAAUCAACAAAUUAUUUAAAAGUCCCCUUUCGCCCGAGGGGGUCGAAUCGGCCCGGAAUAUCCAUCCGUUCGCCCACUUUUCCCACUGGCGGUCUAGCAUGUCCCUCGAGGAAAAACCGAUGGGUCAGAACGAAGCGGAUCCCCUGCUCAUCAAGGAAAAUCAUCACAACAAACAGGACGACAACGAAGAAGUCAGCCACCAAGAGUCAAAUCUCAACACCAACUACGACUCUUCCGACGGAGCCAUACCUAUGCACAGAUGUGAAGGGUGUGAUUAUGAAGCGAUGUCCAGAGCUGCACUCAUUCGCCACAACCUCACAUGCUGUCAACAGCAACAGAAAAAAUCAGAUGGCGAUGGCGGAGGGGAAGGACGUCAGACGGGGAAAAUGUUUGAAUGUGAUGUGUGCAACAUGAGAUUCUCUAACGGGGCGAAUAUGAGACGGCAUAAAAUGAGACACACAGGAGUGAAGCCGUACGAGUGCCGGGUUUGUGGGAAAAGAUUCUUUAGGAAAGAUCACUUGGCAGAGCACACGACCACACACGCCAAGUCACUCCCUUGGUCGUGCCCAAUCUGCCAAAGAGGAUUCCAGAGGCAGAUCGCCAUGAGAGCACACUUUCAAAAUGAACAUGUUGGUGGCAAUGGCACAUCUGCUGAGCCUAAGUCCUGCCCCCUUUGUUCGUACAAAGCCGCUAGCAUGAAGAGUCUGCGUGUGCAUUUUUAUAAUAGGCAUGGGAUAGAUCUGGAUAAGCCUUCCUUGAGUAAUGGUUGUGGAGACAGAACAGUUGAUAACGCAACUCCACCUAUGCAUUUUUUAACUCCACAUGUUGAAAUUUCAACUCAGGGUUCACCAAAUCAGCCUCAAGAAAUGGCAGAGAUGGAAACUGAUGUUGAUCAAGAGAGCCCUAGGGGCUCACCUGAGUCUGGUGAUUCGAUGACACCAUCAUCAUCUAUUGCUGAGAGAGUCAUCAAACUUGAGCCCCAAAACGUCGAGGGCGAGGAGGAGUACCAGGAGAACGAACGCAACAACACCGCAUCCCCUGUCAAUUUGAGCACAAGGGUUUCUCCUCUCGUUCGGUUGCUCUCUCGGAAUGAAGAGUCACUCUCAGACUCCAAGUUUCGCAGCGAACUUCGUCAGAUGGUGCAGAUCGAGCCGGACACCUGUGGCCAUUGUGGAAUCCGUUUUCCAGACCGGACGCUUUACUUCCUCCACAAAGGUUGCCACGCCGAAGGCAACCCCUGGAAGUGUAACAUAUGCGGAGAACAGACUAGAAACGUAUACGAUUUCAAUAGUCAUCUUCUCAGUAAAAAUCACCAAUAAGUCAAUUAUCGCUAUAUUUCAAGGUAUGUACUUUUCGUACUUUUAGGAAACAGAUUUUUAAAAGAAGCACAUUCCUUUUCUUUAAAAAUAAACUUCAAUACAUGAAGUUUACAAAUAUAUAUUUAGUACAAAACUUAUUACGUUGUAUGCCUGAUAUGCAAUAAAGUGUCUUAAUAACAAUUGCCUUAUAUUAGAACAAAAAUCCAAGGGUAAUGAUAUGUAAUGAAUUAUCACUUUAGUCAAACUUAGAUUUGAAGACAAAUUAAAUUAUUUUUAAUAAUAUGAUACCUCUUACUUGGAUGAACAGUGGGAAAAGUAUAUUUGUACCAAAUUUUAUUUUACACUUACAUCUUAAAAUUUUUACAGAUUAAACUUAUAUAAUUUACAAUUCAAAUUUUUAACUUAAUUUUAUGUAAAUUUGAAAAUCUAAUUGAUUUUGUAAUCCAAUUGAUGAUAUUACUCAUGAAAUUUGGUACAUGGUAUUUAGGACCAAACACUCACCAUCACCUAUGCUUAUGUUUGUUAGAUUUUUCGAUAAGCACUGGAACAUCAAACAUUCCAUUACAUGACACCAAUUUAGGUAAUAAGUUAUUUUUGUGUGCCCAAUAUUUUCCCUCAAUUUGUUUGUACAGUAUUUAUUUUUUCACUUUUGUUCAUUAAUUUAAUCAAAUGUAAUGUAUUUAUUGUAGGACUUGAGUUA